AUGUCCGAGCCAGUCUACAACGCCUCAACCCCCAAAGGCGGCGACCCCACCCAGGUUGACGUGAACCUGCAAUACUCGGGAGCCGAAUACAACUAUGUCUACAUCAUCAGCUGCGCGUUCAUCGUCUGGCUUAUCAUGCCCGGGAUAGGAUUGCUGUAUAGCGGUCUUGCACGACGGAAGUCUGCGCUGGCGUUGCUGUUUCAAUGUCUUUUAGUUAUUGCUGUGAUAACCGUGCAAUGGAUGUUCUGGGGCUACUCGCUGGCAUAUUCUAGAGAUGGGGGGCCUUAUAUCGGGACGUUGAAGAACUUUGGGUUGAUAGAUGUGAUGGUUGCGCCGUCGCCCGGGUCUGCGGUGUUACCGGAGGUUGUGUUUUGUUAUUUUCAGUUGCUUUUCUGUGCUUGUACAGUGAUCAUUGUCAUCGGUGGCGCCUUCGAACGAGGAAACAUCCUCCCCUCCCUGCUCUUCAGCUUCUGCUGGGCUACCAUCGUAUAUUGUCCACUUGCCCGCUGGACAUGGAGUAGUAAGGGGUGGUUGUAUAAUCUACCCUCGCUCGACUAUGCGGGUGGUGGACCGGUGCAUAUUGCCUCUGGGUGUACCGCACUAGCCUACGCAUUCGUACUCGGAAAGCGUAAGCACAGUUCUGAAACAGAGCCCCGACGCAGACCGCAUAACGUCACGCUGGUGUUUCUGGGGACGGCGUUUAUCUGGUGUGGGUGGGCUGGGUUUAAUGGAGGCUCCACGCUAAACGCAAGCGUCCGCUCAAUGGUCUCUAUCUUCAACACCAACGCUGCCGCAUCCACCGGCAUCCUCGGCUGGGUGUUAGUCGACCUAAUCCGCCACCGCGGCCGCUUCUCCCUGGUCGGCGCCUGCGAAGGCGCCAUCGCAGGUCUCGUCGGUAUAACCCCCGCCGCGGGUUUCGUCUCCAUCUGGCUAGCCGCAUGCAUCGGCUUCAUAACGUCAAUUAUCUGCGCGUUACUCCAAGACCUCAAUAAAUGGAUCCACAUCGACGAGGGGAUGGACGUGUUCAAACUCCACGGCGUAGGCGGGAUGGUUGGCGCCUUUCUGACAGGUAUCUUCGCGAGCGAGAGUGUUGCUGCGCUCGACGGGGCGACGUACCAGGGCGGUGCGAUUGAUGGGGUUGGCGUGCAGGUUGGGCGGCAGUUGGUGGAGGUGUGUGCGAUUUCGGGUUAUGCGUUUGUGGCAUCGGUGGUAUUGCUGUAUGUGAUAAACUGGAUUCCGGGGAUGAGGUUGAGGGUUGGAGAGGAGGUGGAGGGAGUGGGAUUGGAUAGGGGUAUGUUUGUGGAAGAAGAGAUUGGCGAUUGGGGUUUGUUUAAGAUGGGUUUUGUUGAGGGUAGGUCUAGUAGUCCGGCGCAGACGCAGAUGGUUGUCGAUGCAAAGUAG
Molecule: messenger RNA, 1401 nt
Organism: Aspergillus chevalieri
Lineage: Eukaryota; Fungi; Ascomycota; Eurotiomycetes; Eurotiales; Aspergillaceae
Product: ammonium transporter
Exons: 5
Coding region: 1-1401 (466 amino acids)
Biological process (GO): ammonium transmembrane transport
Cellular component (GO): plasma membrane
Molecular function (GO): ammonium channel activity
Source: RefSeq, a predicted model, not a curated record